Messenger RNA from Magallana angulata, 3177 nucleotides. RefSeq names its product stimulated by retinoic acid gene 6 protein-like. The transcript has 18 exons. Lineage: Eukaryota; Metazoa; Mollusca; Bivalvia; Ostreida; Ostreidae. Gene Ontology annotation, biological process: vitamin A import into cell. Gene Ontology annotation, molecular function: signaling receptor activity; retinol transmembrane transporter activity. Gene Ontology annotation, cellular component: plasma membrane. The coding region runs from base 238 to 2262 and encodes 674 amino acids. The record is from RefSeq and is a predicted model, not a curated record.
CAGUAGACUAGUUUGCAUCAAUCGUGUAUCAGAUGACUUGACAAGUUUGCAAUAAGUGGUUUAAAACAUUGUAUUCAAGGCGCAACUUCAAUAACAGUCGUGUGUACUAUAAGUUAAACAACGAGGAAUGUGAAAGGAUGGCGUGAUCAGGAAGCGUGUAAUAAACCUUUGGAAUAUUCAGUGAACUGUGGGCCAUUUUUGUUGACACUCUCUUCAGGUUGACUCUAACUCAUUAUCAUGUCAUCUAUUGGACACCUGUUAGGAUCCUUCCUGGGAUUAGACAGAGUGAACACAAACUUCACAUACACACUAGUUUAUAGGGGCUGUUCUAAGGUAAUCCCUCACCAGGAAUUCCGGCUAUAUCUGCUUAUCCCGGCGGCAAUAUCAACUAUACUUUUGGCAUUUUCUACACGAAGAACAAAACAAAAACUUCAUUUGCUAAAUGGACGACCAGGUCUUGUAUUCCCAAUGGAUGUGAUGAAGAGGUCUCACAGAUUUUCCUACGCUGCUGCUUUUGGAACACUAGCACAACUUUGUGCAACUAUCGUGUUUGAUGCUAAACAUGCCUUUAACUACGACGGACCAGCUUAUUUAAAAGUUUUCAUAGCCCUGGUAUCCAUGUUGAUAUAUGGCAUGGGUUACUUCCCCUUGUUCGCAGGAAUUUCCGUAGGAAGCCCAAUGGGAUACCUCGUAGCAACCUUAUUCUCUUGGGUUUUUACGGCUGAAUUUUUUGCAAAUUCAUUUUGUACACAAGAAAUGGUUAUUUCCUAUUUGAUCCUUAUCAUUGGGGUACUGCCGGAAAUGCUAUGUUACCUCUAUCUGACCUUUAGUCUCCCCGUCAGAUUCGUUCUUUCCAUUGCAAAACCAGUGAAGAAAACUAAACUAGCAGUGGACUUUGAGAGCAGCGAGGACCUCUAUGAAUCCAUUCGCAAGUCUUACCAAGGCAUCCACGUCACAAAGCUGUUUAAAAGACCCCCUCCACCUCCUUCGCCCCCUGAUGGAGCUAAGGAAAAACUGAUAUUUCUGCUGAAAUCCUUGCCGGGAAAAGUUUUCUACAAUAAUACAAAAGGUUUCCGGUAUUCAGCUAGGCUAGUGAGUGUAAUGACGGUUGGAUUUAUAUUACUCUAUGAGUUUACCUUUCUUCUAUUCAUUGUGUUUUAUCAAUUAUUCGAUAUUGCGGAACAAGGUCUGAUUGCCAAUCUAGAUGUUGUUAGAAGAGAAACAGUAACUGGAGAAGAUCCGUCCACCACGAUCCUCAGGGACACCCUGAACAUAUCAUAUUAUUUGGUUAUAGCAUUUAGAGGCUGCUUUCUGACGUCUUUGAUGGUAGCACUUGCCAUUAAUGUUGUGUUUCUUCUUCAUUAUAUGGCGUCAUACAAGUACAAUUUGCUUUUACUCUACAAAGGAAAUAAUGAACAUCUCACACCGAGAGCCUUAAAAUCUAAUGCAAGUCUAAUCGUUGGUAGCAUGAGAUAUGCUGGAUAUCAGGUGGGAUACAUUGGAUGGGGGUUUUUCAUCCAGUUUUUGUUGCUGUUGGUUAUUUCCAUUGCUAUUGCGACGAUAGUGACUUUAUGGGAUGUCAUAAAAGACUUAAUUUUGCAACAAUUCAUGAUUAUUUGGCCAGUGUUAAUCACCUCCCUGGUGUUAAACAUUCUACAGCUUGUAUUAUCAAAGUUUCUCUUUCUACAAGAAAACGGUGAUAUAUUAGCAAUGGAUAACAGGCGGCUGUUCUUCAUCUUUACAUACUUUAUGUUUUUCUACAAUAUCUUCAUUGGAAUCUUCUCAUGUCUGAUGAGGAUAAUUAAAGCCAUUAUCCUGGGAGCGCUUUUCCUUCCCCGACUUGAUCAUAGUACCCUUCCCAAAAAAUUCCAACGGAUGGACCCUGGUUUUGACGCAUACUGUGGAUUUAUGCAUGUAGAGAGUACUCAUACAAAUCCUGUGGCAAUGGUGUUUAUUAGUAUUCUGCAAGCAGAAUCGCUAACGGCGUUGAAAAGGAAGGAAAAGAAAAUUCUUAAUAUUGUUUUGCGGGUAGAUGAAUAUCAAGAGAUGUUGGCCAAGAAGAGGAGGAAAGCCCGAUGGAAGUGGCUCUUAGCCUACACUCUCGUAAAUAAUCCGGAAAUUUCCCUACAACGGAGACUCGUCUUAGCAAAAGAACGAAACGAGAAUAUCAAGGAGAUUUUCUUUUCUCGCUCAUCAUCGUUUACAGUUAAAUCAACAAAACUCGAUCUGGAAGAUGUCAUUAUACAGAGCGAAAGAUUAUAGUUUGCCUGUAACAGUUAAUGGAUGUCAUUUUAAGAAAUAGACUUGAAAUCUGCAACGAAUUUUUGUGUAAUGGUCAUGCAUGAUGAAUGUACAUGUACAUUUAUAAUGUGCAUCAAUGAGCAUACUUGUACAAAUGAAACUUAGGACAUGGGUACAUUCCUUUACAUUUUUUGUACAUGUAUCAUAAUUGACAAAGAACAUUUUUUUUCCAUACUAACAAAAAAUCAAAAAAUAAAAAAAUACGAAAGAAAGAGCAGUUACAUGAGUUACCGUUCUUACAUGUAUACUUUCAGGUCAGCUAAUGCACACGAAGCAUACCCACUCAAAAUGUGAAAUUUAAUUAGUUACACAGUGCAUUUAUACCAAAGAAAAUAAAAGAAGAGCGGAUUAUAGAAUUUUGUAUUUGAAUAUUCCAUAUGUUGUCAUACUAUUGAUAAGCGAUACAGCGAAAUUUAUACGUUACAAUACAUUCGCUAAGAAAAAAGCUACACGCCAUCUUUAUGGUACAUGUAGCAAAUAGCUUAUAGAUACGAAUUAUUCCCAUUGUAUUCUAUUUUGCAUAUUAAGAAUCCUAAAAAACGUAAUAAUCGUCAUUAAAAUGUUUUUAGGUCAUUCUGUAUAUUCAAUUAUUGUGGUUCACUUUAUGGAACAUUUAGGUUUCUCAUUUUAAAAUUCACCUACUCUUGUUAUCAUGCUGUAUUAAAUAAUUCUACUUGCUCUUAAAAAGAAGAAAAUUUGGAGGUUCAGUGAUUCUGUUCAUACUAGUUGAUUUAAAUAUAUCACGUGUCAUUUGGGUGACUGAUCCAAAGAUCACUUUUUAACAAUGAGUACCAGUGGCCUAUUGAGGUUUUUUUUUAUUGAAUGUAUCCAAUUCUUUUUAAGAUAAAAUAAAAUGUAGCAAAAAUCAGCUUGCUA